AAAUUCGUACUCAAAGCAUUCAUACAGAGAUAUGGUCGUCAAAAGUACAGAAACAUACGUUACCUAUGGUAACGUUUGUUUCAUCAAAUAAAUCUCUCAUUCUGGCCAUAAAGGGUCUGGAAUUUCAUUAAUAUUAUAAGUUGUUAUUACAGUCCCCUGCAUAGUAUUGUUAAAUAUUAAAAAAAGUCGUACUAGAAACUCUUUGCAAAGAUGUAUUAUAACAGAAAAGUUCAUUAAUGUACAUUUUACAAUUUACAUCUUUGAGUAGAUGUAAAAAUAAAUCUUUUAAAAAUGGGAGUAAGUUCCGAAUUAUUUUUUAUUAGAAUAGAAGUAUUCUAUUAGUUACAUGCAAUUUAUUACAACAUGAAACAUUAUUUAGAAUAUUUUAUUUAAUACGACCUUUAGUCUCUUACGGUAACGUAUGUUUCAGAAUGCCAGAUUCAGAUUCAGCCGAGAUUCAGAAGCACUACAGUGAGCGUAAGAAGGCCUCAGAUGGUAAGAUGUUCCUGCUUCAUGCUGUAUGUGUGACUCAUACACAUUACUGGACACUGGGAAAUCAGAUAACACAAAAGUUGAAAUCUAGUUCCCCAAGUACAUAUUACGAUACAGGCGACUACAUCGCAGCUGUUUAUGAAGGAGACUAGUAUGCUGGCGAGAGUGUGAAGGUACAUCCGGAUGUCGAUGAUUAUGAUUACAAGGUUACUUUCGUGCAGAAAAAGAAAGCGUUGUUCCCAUGGCACAGCAAUGAAGAUGUUGUCUUGAGAGAAAAGUCCCAUAUACUGUUUAAAAUUAGCCACCUGAUCGCGUCUAGAAAGUCAAAGAGAAUGUUUCAAUUACCGAUGACGGACACUGCUGAAGCAGAGAUGUUUCACGAAACUGUAGAAAUGUAACAUACUUUACAGCAAGCAGAAAUUACCCAACGACACAAUGAUAGGAACAUUAUGAUAAUUUAUGUUUUCUGUAUAAAGGGUUGAGACAAAGCGUUUUGCUUUUAAAGACAUAAAACAUAAAACUAUACCAUUGACAUAGCCAACGUAUGCAUGAUCCUGGUAAACCUGUGUAUCUUUUUAUAGAUCCAUUCUUAUGCAAUUUUGAAUUGUUAGUCUGAAAGGUUUUCCACUAAACUGUUGUCUGAUAUGAAUUAUUCUGCAGUAAUAUGUUGACCGUCUUUCACUAAUAAUUCUUACUUAACUUGAAACAUACGUUACAUGAAAAACAAAGAAAACAUGUCACAUUCUUACUAAAUUUGGAUAUUAGCAAACGAAGUUAAACUUAUUUUAAUCGGUUCAACUUACCAUUUUCGUAGACAAAUGUUAAGCAAUACAUUAUAAUAAACAUUUCAGUCACAUUGUUUUACAUUUCAAUACAGUGGAAUUGAUAUGAUGCGACUAUUUACGUACACAUUCAUAUUAGCAUAAAACGUAGUAUUCAUCCAUAAAAACACCUCAGUUUCUGGUUUUGAGCAAAACAUACGUCGGCUAUGUCAUACGCCCCUUCUAUUUCGUUGCUCAUAGCGUUCAUUAGUCAGUUAAUGUUUGUGAAACCUACGUUACUAUUCAGAGGCAUUUUAUUCUUGAUUUUUUUUUCAUGGCAAGUAUCAGAUAAGUAACCUAUAUAACAGUUGUUUUCUCUAGUUUAGAUGUUUAAAUAACUCAUUGUUAGACACUUGGUUUAAUAUAUUAAAACAUCUUGUAGUUACACGUUUUGAAAAAAUACAAAAUUAUUGUAUUUGUAUUUUUUUGUGUUUGUUUUGUAAAACACUUUAUUUUCAGUUUGCCAUGUACAGUUAAUAAUCAAUGUCAGCGCUUUUGUGAACAACCUUUAGCUGUAUAUACGACUACCUUUUCAAAAGGCAUUUGCAAAACGGGUUGUUCUAUACAAACUUUCAUUUAUAUAUUACAAUAAUUAUUACUGGUGGUAAUGAAACUAACGUUACUGCUGAAAUUACAGUGCCUUUAUUCAAAUAGCUUUCAUUAAAAAAUUAAAAAGAGAUUGUUGGAAUUUAUUUUGGUAUUUGAUUCUACACACCCAUGGCUUCAAAAUACGCUCUAAUUAAUUGAAAAUUACAGCAGCUGAUUUUUCAUUUAUUCUAAAUCUCAAUUGUUCUAUCUUAUUGAGAAUUAGCGUACAUUUAGAGAGGGCAUGUCGGAUGAACAUUUUUGUGAUGUGUCUAAGAACAUUUUACGCCCAAGUAACUGUGAAGCCCUCAAAGAAACAAGAGUUAAUUCAGGUGUUUGGUCAGUUCUGAAGCCAACCACACAGACAGAGGACUCUAAGAUGCGAGGUAUUCAGAAUAGUAUCGUAAAAGCAGCCUGUAACAUUGUGAAAAUUAUGGAUAAAGGCAGUCAAAUGUUCGAUGAUGAGAUGUUAGUUUGGGGUACUGAUGCAAUUGGUCUUCUAGGACAUGCAAAUCGAUGGAUUAAUAUCCGUAGAAGAGACUUGCAUAAGAGGGAUAUGGAUCCGAAACUACACCACCUUUGUUCACCCAUGGUUCCUUUCACAGACCAACUUUAUGGUGACUCUAUGAUCAAAGAUAUCAAAGAUAUCCAGGAGCUCAAUAAGAUCAGCAGAAAUGUAGUUAGAGGUGGUGGUAGUGGACGCUUUAGAGGUCGUCAGUUUAGAGGCCGUAGGUUUCAACCUUACAGCAGACGUGCACCUUCUGGGCGUAUGAGAUCUGGUACUGGUAGAUCCCGACAAGGGAUGAGAGAUCAGAAGAAGUCUACCACUUUCCAGGCAGCCUAAUUCCUCGUGUGUUGAUGAAGCUGAGAGAGGAUGCAGGCGAGUGUAUUCUUGUAGCUCCUUUGUGGACGAACCAGAGCUGGUUUCUGGCUGUAAUGGAAAUGUUGAUUUCCAGUCCUUACAUUCUUCCGAAGGAACGGAAUUUACUGACGUUACCAGGAACGGUGAAGGUACACCCUUUGUACAAAAAACUCAUACUGAUGGUUUGUCGCUUAUCAGGAAAACCCUCCAAAAACGAAACAUUUCAGUCAGGUCUACAGACAUUAUUAUGGCCUCAUGGAGGUCAGGAACUCAGAAACAAUAUAACAUGUACUUACGAAAGUGGUUUCAGUACUGUAAUCAAGAACAAAUUAAUAGUUUUCAAGCAACUAUAGGUAAUGUUACUGAUUUUUUGACACAUUUAUUUGAACUUGGAUUAACAUACAGUGCUUUGAAUACAGCACGUUCAGCUUUGUCUGCUAUAGGGAUUAUAAUAGAUGGGUUUACAAUUGGGGCUCACCCUCUUGUCAUUAGAUUUUUGAAGGGUGUAUAUAAUUUAAAACCACCGAAAUCCAGAUACUGUGAUACUUGGAAUGUCUCAGAUGUGUUAAAAUUCUUAAAGACAUUAACUCCUGUCACUGAAAUCAGUUUGAAGUUAUUAACUCUUAAAUUAGCAAUGUUAAUAGCAUUAACUACAGCUUCACGUUCCCAAAAUUUACAUUUACUGUCUAUUAGAAACAUGAGGAAGGAAUCCUGUAAAUAUGUUAUGUUUUAUAGUGGGUUGUUAAAGCAUAGUAGAAGGGGUAAGGUUACCCCACAUAUUGAACUUCAUGCAUACACAUUAGACAAUAGAUUAUGUGUGUACAAUACUUUGACUGAGUAUCUAAGUAGAACAAAGGACCUACGAGGUAAUCAGGAAUGUUUAUUUAUAAGUUACAUUAAACCUUUUGGGCCUGUGUCAAGCAACACAAUAAGCCGCUGGAUUCGCACAGUGAUGUUCAGUUCCGGUAUUGACUGUAGUAAAUAUAAGGCACAUAGUGUUCGUUCAGCCUCCACUUCCAAAGCAAAUGUUAACAAUGUGCCAAUUAGUGACAUUCUUAAAGUUGCAGGCUGGACAAAUGCAGUAACUUUUGCUCAUUUUUAUAAUAAGACUGUAAAGGAUGCUGGUGCUGAAUUUAGUUCUGCAAUACUAUCUACUACUGAGACUUAGUAAUAUAUUUUACUGUGUGGAACAUACAUUAUAUACUGUGAGUCAUGCUUGUUAGGAGGUAAAGGACAUUUGUAUGAUGUAAUGCGUCAUGUGUACCAUAAUGAUGCGUGUGAAUAAAAUGACUGUGCUUUCUAUUUAAUUUUAUUCUGGUCUUUCUACUACAGUUGAUAUUUGAUGUUCAGCUUGGGUGACGGGUUUCUUUCCCAAAAGUUUCGGCUUUGAAAUCUCAUCUGUGAACUGAGGUGUGUUAUGACG
This is a messenger RNA of Mercenaria mercenaria, 4183 nucleotides long. RefSeq lists its product as uncharacterized. Lineage: Eukaryota; Metazoa; Mollusca; Bivalvia; Venerida; Veneridae. The record is from RefSeq and is a predicted model, not a curated record. Gene Ontology annotation, molecular function: DNA binding. Bases 3008 to 3928 code for a protein of 306 amino acids. Gene Ontology annotation, biological process: DNA integration; DNA recombination. The transcript has 2 exons.